Larimichthys crocea (large yellow croaker) is the source of this 1378-nucleotide messenger RNA. RefSeq names its product mitochondrial ribosomal protein L45 (gene mrpl45). Lineage: Eukaryota; Metazoa; Chordata; Actinopteri; Sciaenidae. Bases 62 to 1009 code for a protein of 315 amino acids. The transcript is spliced from 8 exons. The record is from RefSeq and is a predicted model, not a curated record. Gene Ontology annotation, cellular component: mitochondrion.
UUUCAUUGAAAGUUUUAUUUUGAAAGAGGAAGCCGGAAGUGUUCUGUCAAACGGCAGCAAGAUGGCGAUGCCCAUGAGGAGGACGCUGGCGGCUCUGCACAGAGCCACAUGCAGCACGUUGAAGAGUGGUGAAGCGUCUCUGGAUGUUCGGCAUCCUGUCCCACUUUUCCUGCCAGUCCGGACCAAGAAGCGGUACUUCAUCCCUCCAGCAGUGGGGUUGAAAGAAAAGAAGAGAGGGAACACGGAGGCCAAAGCCCAAGCAGCAGGCAUUGUCUUCAGACAGCAGUACAUUGAGAGGCCUAUCAACAUUGCCUGCACUGCGGGAAUCUUCGACCCUUACAUCCCCCCAGAGGGCGACGCUCGUCUUUCCACUCUGUCUAAAGAAGGCCUGAAACAACGAACUGAGCAGAUAAAACAGAGCGCCGCCUCACAGCUGGCGAUUCGUAAAAUCAAAGAACACGACUCUCAUUUCACGUCGAAGAAUUUUGCAGAGCAAGCUCAAGAAAUCUUUAUUGAAGCUCACAAUGCCCUGACACAGUUCAACAAGGAGAAACUUCACUCAUUGGUGACAGAAAGGUGUUAUCCUGAGAUGACGAGGGGAAACCGAUACAAGACAAUCCACUGGAGGUUUAUAGAGUCCCUAGAGCCGCCCAAAGUGGUCCACGCCCGCUGCCCUGAUAUGGUCUCCAAAGGUAACCUGUACGGCCAGGUGACGGUCCGCAUGCACUCCAAACAGACUCUGGCCAUCUAUGACCGCUUCGGGAGGCUGAUGCUGGGCAGCGAGGAGCAGCCGAAGGACGUCUUAGAGUAUCUGGUCAUAGAACGACACCUUGUCAACCCCUACAGCCAAUGGAGGUUACACGGAAAAAUAGUGCCGUCCUGGGCACCUGCCAAAGACCCAAUUAUUAAGACUGUCAUGAUUCCUGGUCCAGAGCUGAAGCCAGGACAAGAGUUUGAUGCCCUCAACUAUCAAGUUCCCAAACCAGAGGCAGUACAAUGGAACAAAUAGGCCACCAGGCGGCGCUGCUCUUUUCAUCAAACCACAGUAGGACAUUAUCAGCAGUCAUGUGCCAAAUACUGUUUAAGAUUUGGCUGUGGCUGGUUAGUUUGUCCACUUUGGCAGGAAACCUUGGUCUCUAAAUGUUGUUGGCUGUUGAAAUGGUGAAAGCAGCAGGUGAGUUUUAGGAUGAACAAACCACUGUGUCCUGCAGCCAAUAAAGCUGCUGCUAUCCCUGCAACAAAUUAUCACACAACAGUCUGGAAUAAUAACAGCUUUUAUCAUGACUCAAAUUUGUUUCACACAUUUCCAUGUUUUUUUUCAUGAGACUAACUUAAUAUGUACACGUAAUAAAAAAUAAAAUGUACAGAUCCCCACAAA